UCAUACACAGAUAUACAGUACAUAUACACACACAGCUCUGCUACACGAAUCCUUCAUACACAGAUAUACAGUACAUAUACACACACAGCUCUGCUACAUGAAUCCUUCAUACACAGAUAUACAGUACAUCAAUAUACACACACAGCUCUGCUACACGAAUCCUUCAUACACAGAUAUACAGUACAUCUAUACACACACAGCUCUGCUACACGAAUCCUUCAUACACAGAUAUACAGUACAUCUAUACACACACAGCUCUGCUACAUCCUAUAGACACGUCAUUCCUCUAUGCGCUGUACCGCACCCUACACUCCAACCCCAACCAAUCACUAAACAUCAAACUGCUUGAAUCCUGCUCCUUCCAUUCACACAAGAACAAGCGACAACCACUACCGGCAUCCUGACCACACCUGCACACGUGACUGGUCACAUGGUCAUGACAUCACGAAAGGUCCUUCACCCACUAGGACUGAUUCUUCCUGGUAGUCCCGUACAGUGUGAUCAGCUGAUCUCUGCCCACCUGGUAUAGAUGACAGCUUGUCUGCGGAAUGGCACCUCAGCACCAUGUCCUCCAGGACACCACCAAGCUGGCAUCGUCUACCAUGGUCCUGCAGGUCAUCUUCCGCAUCCUGACAUUUGCCCUAAAUGCCUUCACACUGCGCUAUGUGUCGAAGGAGAUAAUCGGUAUUGUAAACGUUCGGCUCACCCUCCUUUAUACCACAGUAGUAUUCCUUGCCCGCGAGGCUUUCCGUAAAGCAUGCUUGAGCCAUUCUGCACAGCAGAGCUGGAGACACACCAUUCACCUCACCUGGUUGGCAGUACCACUAGGCAUCUGUUGGUCCUUAGUAUUGGGAUGGAUAUGGCUGAGUAUAUUGGAGGUCCCAGACCCAGCAGUCAUACCACAUUAUGAAGCUGGAGUUCUGGCAUUUGGAUUUUCUGCAGUAAUUGAGCUAAUAGCAGAACCAUUCUGGGUCCUCGCACAAGCUCAUCUCUUUGUUCGAUUGAAGGUGAUCGCCGAGAGUCUGGCCAUAAUCAUCCGCUGUUCUGUCACAGUCCUUUUGGUCCUUCUCUGGCCUCAUUGGGGGCUUCUCAUCUUUUCAUUCACCCAGGUCCUGUACACCAGCCUUCUCUCUCUGUGUUACAUUCUCUACUUUGCAAAGUUUCUUGGCACUCGGGAGGCAGAGAAAAAAUCUUUUCCAGUACACAGUAUGAUGGAAUUCUUCCCCCGAUACUCUGCGUCUCAGGACUUUUUGGAUUGGAAGCAGGCCUGGCUCGCAUGGAGCUUCUUCAAACAGUCAUUUCUAAAACAAAUCUUGACAGAAGGUGAGCGCUACGUAAUGACCUUUCUGAAUGUGCUGUCGUUUGGAGAUCAAGGUGUGUAUGAUAUUGUGAAUAACUUAGGAUCUCUGGUGGCACGCUUCAUCUUCUUGCCUAUUGAGGAAAGCUUCUAUGUCUAUUUCUCCAAAGUGCUGGAGAGAGGAAAAAACGGCAAGAGCCAAAGGACGGAGGAGAUAUCUGCGGCAUCUGAAGUUUUGGAGUCGCUCCUGAAGCUGGUGACAUUAAUCGGUCUGGUUAUCCUUGCCUUUGGUUAUGCGUAUUCACAGCUGGCAUUGGAUAUUUAUGGGGGAUCUCUGCUUAGUGGCGGCUCUGGUCCUGUUCUCCUACGUGUCUACUGUCUCUAUGUUCUCCUGCUGGCUAUUAAUGGUGUGACAGAGUGUUUCACCUUUGCUUCAAUGAGUAAAGAGCAGGUAGACAGGUUUAACUACAUCAUGUUGGGUCUCUCGCUAAGUUUCCUUUGCCUUUCCUACUACAUGACGAUUUGGCUUGGCAGCGUUGGAUUCAUUUUAGCAAACUGCUUUAAUAUGGGCUUACGGAUUGUUCACAGCCUCCAUUACAUCAGAAAGUAUUACAAGGAUAGCCCCUACCAGCCCCUUACAGGGCUUAUACCAUCUCUAGCAGUAAUAUGUGUGCUUGCAAUUAGCGCUGCAGUGACCAGAUACUCAGAGGGAUCUUUGUGCUGUGACAUGGGCUGGCCAUCCCGCCUGGCACACAUCCUGGUCGGAGCUCUCUGUCUGUCCGUCACGCUGGCUGCUGUAGUCCUGUCUGAAGGAAAACUGACUCACUUUAUACGCAGUCACUUCCUGUCUAAAAAGCCAAAGAAGAAAGUUUAACAGAGUCGAGAAUGAGCUUCUUCCAUAUACAGCCGAGGUAUUACGUGUCCUCUUCACGCGCAUGACACCCUGCAGGCCACGGAGGAUCCAGAGGAUUACUGUAUGAGCAAUGUAGAAGGGAUAAUGUCACUGAGUCCAGAUAGAGCAUGUAUAUUUACAUAAGGAGCUGCCUGUUGUGUGUGAAUGCUGCCAUUGAGAACCUGUCAUUACAGGCAGAAAAGAACUACACAUUUAACCUAAUACAGUGUUUCCCAACCAGGGUGCCUCCAGCUGUUGCAAAACGACAACUCCCAGCAUGCCCGGACAGCCAACGGCUGUCCGGGCAUGCUGGAAGUUGUCGUUUUGCAACAGCUGGAGGCUCCCUGAUUGGUAAACAAUGAUCUAAUAACUUGCAGGUCAUCUCUUUGCCCUUCCGAACAUGAUCAGACACAUUCCUGAACUAGACAUAUAUGUCCUCUAGUGAUGGGACGUUGUCGACCAUCAGCUAACAUAUAAAAGCAUCAGAAAGCAGUGCUGACCCCCACCCCCCUCCCCUUCCGCAAACUAUAGUCUUAGUGGCAUGGUGGAAGGAUUUAAUAGAUGGAAAUUUGUAUUAUGUUCUUACUUCUAUACAUUUCUCGUUUUUGUCUCUCUAUUUCUGAGCUAUUUCUAUUUAUUUGUUUUUACUAAUUAAAAUCAUAUACUGAUCCAUUUUUCUAAAUAUUCUUUUCAGAUCGUGGAUUUUUUAUGUUCAUAAUUGAGGAGGGCAGCCUUCUUGCAUGAGAUGCUGUUAAAGGGGUAUUCCAGGAAAAAACUUUUUUAUAUAUAUCAACUGGCUCC
This is a messenger RNA of Hyla sarda, 2990 nucleotides long. RefSeq names its product RFT1 homolog (gene RFT1). Lineage: Eukaryota; Metazoa; Chordata; Amphibia; Anura; Hylidae. The record is from RefSeq and is a predicted model, not a curated record. Gene Ontology annotation, biological process: glycolipid translocation; dolichol-linked oligosaccharide biosynthetic process. The coding region runs from base 549 to 2171 and encodes 540 amino acids. The transcript has 13 exons. Gene Ontology annotation, cellular component: endoplasmic reticulum membrane.